This is a messenger RNA of Argentina anserina (silverweed cinquefoil), 1480 nucleotides long. RefSeq names its product S-adenosylmethionine decarboxylase proenzyme. Gene Ontology annotation, cellular component: cytosol. The record is from RefSeq and is a predicted model, not a curated record. NCBI's taxonomy places the organism in Eukaryota, Viridiplantae, Streptophyta, Magnoliopsida, Rosales, Rosaceae. The transcript has a single exon. Bases 183 to 1262 code for a protein of 359 amino acids. Gene Ontology annotation, biological process: spermine biosynthetic process; spermidine biosynthetic process. Gene Ontology annotation, molecular function: adenosylmethionine decarboxylase activity.
UCAAAGUCGAAACUUGACCACUGGACGUGGUUUGAUUUAGCUUUUAGUUGAUUUUUUUUUGUUUAUGCUUGCUUUGGUCGACGUCUUCCUCGCUUCCUAUUUUCGCGACUACAAUCCUUCUCAACUGUGUUCUGUUUGCAUCUUUGGUCUUUCUGGGACUGUAACCUUUCCUCUUAGCCACAAUGUCGGUGGCGGGUUCGGCAAUUGGAUUUGAAGGGUACGAGAAGAGGCUGGAAAUUGUGUUUUUUGAACCGAGUCUCUUUCGUGAUCCAGAAGGAAGGGGUCUUCGAGCCCUUUCCAAAGCCCAGCUAGACGAGUUCCUUGGAAAGGCUGAGUGCACUAUUGUCUCAUCUCUGUCCAACAAUGAUGUUGACUCGUAUGUUCUUUCGGAGUCGAGCCUCUUUGUCUACUCAUACAAGAUCAUUAUCAAAACUUGUGGGACGACCAAGUUGCUCCUAGCAAUCCCACCUAUUCUGAAGUUAGCUGAAAGCAUCGGUCUCACCGUGAGAUCUGUGAGGUAUACUCGUGGGAGUUUCAUUUUCCCAGGUGCUCAGUCAUUCCCCCAUCGAAGCUUCUCCGAAGAAGUUUCUACUCUUGAUGCGUACUUUGGGAAGCUUGCGGGAGGCAGCAGAGCUUAUAUGAUGGGUGGGUCAAGCGGACCUCAGAAAUGGCAUGUGUAUUCUGCAUCUGCUGAACCAGCAAACUUGGUUAAUCCUGUAUACACCCUGGAAAUGUGCAUGACUGGUUUGGACAGGGGAAAGGCUUCUGUUUUCUACAAAACCGAGUCAAGCUCAGCAACUGCAAUGACCGAUGAUUCUGGCAUCCGAAAGAUCCUCCCAGAUUCUGAUAUUUGUGAUUUUGAGUUUGACCCCUGUGGUUAUUCAAUGAAUGCUAUUGAAGGAGCGGCGAUAUCAACCAUCCAUGUCACACCAGAAGAUGGUUUCAGCUAUGCUAGUUUUGAAUCUGCAGGAUAUGACUUCAAUGAGUUGAAUCUUAACCAGUUGGCUGAGAGGGUAUUGGCUUGUUUCACACCGAAUGAGUUCUCAAUUGCUGUGCAUGCUGAUGUUGCAGUCCGGUCACUCCAGAAAAUUUGUUCAUUGGACUUGAAGGGAUACUGUCGCGAAGAGAGCAGCCAGGAGGAGCUUGGAAUGGGUGGUUCCAUUGUUCAGUACAGGUUCCUCAAGACUGAGGCCUGUGGUUCUCCCAGGUCAACACUUAAAGGCUGUUGGAAAGAGGAAGAUGAGGACUACGAAUCCUCUUGAGAGUUUAACUAAAAAUUGGUUGGCAUUUUACUAUUUCGAGUAUAAAUAAUUACCUGUCAGGCGUGAUCUGAUAUUGGUAAUCUAGUAUGUGUAGAAGUUUUCAGUUAUAUGUUCCGAAUCCUUUCUAUUCUGAAGAGUCGCAUUACCUUGUCAUUUGAUAGACGUUCGUUAUUCAAUCAAGACCGGAAAGAUCUUUGUAUCUUCAGUUAAUACGUUCA